GGCGGGGCAAGUGGAGACGGCCACCGCAGGGUUGGCGGACUUGAGAAGGAGCAAAGAUGGCGGAGUGAGGCACGUCGCAGCUCGCUGGCCUUUGGGCCGGGGGGCGGGCGGCCCCCGGGCGCUCGAGUGCUUCUUCUGGCCAGUGCGAGGUUUUGAAUCAAAACGGUCUUGUCUUCAACCAGAAGAGAUUAUUCAAGUUCAGUUUGGAAUUAAGGGCCAUACCGGAGGCAUAUGAAGGGGAAGGUUCCCAGCAACAUCAUAUCCGAGCCAAGUCUGAAACCUAGACCACAGCUCAAAUCAACACUGGAUUCUUAACGUACUGAGCGAGGUCAGGGAUUGAACCCACAACCUCAUGGUUCCUAGUCGGAUUCGUUAACCACUGCGCCAGGAUGGGAACUCCAGACAUAACUUUCUUAAACUCACUUCCACAAGGCGCGAGGUAGAUGUGGCCCUCAGACUUUAAAACCUACACACAAAUACAGCUUUUCCAUUUCAUUGCUAUAUCAACCUCGUACAAGACUCAAUCAGGUAAAAGGAGAAUCCUUCAGAUAUGGAUGGAAGAAACUUUUCUUCUAGCACAAGGUAGGAAUAAACUGUUUUCUCCUCGUGCAAGUCGGUUCCAUUCCCCCCUCGGUCUCAUUAAAUCUGGGAAUGACUUAAUGACCAUCUGGAAUUCUCAGUACGUACCUGCCUUUGAGCGAACCUUCAAUGCCAACUAGGAAAGGAGCUUCCAAAACUACGUUAUUUGUGACUCCUAGGAAAACAAACACGGGUCAGAAUGACUACCUGUGAGGCAAUGAAAGGGGAAACCUCUUCCUUCCAGAAAGACUCAUCACAGCCACAAAAAAAAACUACGAAAAGUCGCCCCCACCCACCCCUGGCAAAGGAGUUCAUUUCUUUCAAAUUUUCAACUCGUUUUCUUCCCCGUGAGUUCUAAGCCCCCAAUAAAAAGCCGCAACUCCCUCUCGACCCGCCUACGCCUUCCCCAGACACUGCUCCCACUCACUGGAGAAGGCCACGGCUCCAAGGGACCGCGACAAGUCCCAUGCGAGGUGCACCGAGUCGGCGAGCACAGCGUAGCAAUGCGCACACUGGAACACGGCGCACCUCUCGGGCUGCAGCCACCAUGGCAGCCGCGGGGCCGCUGGGGGCUCCUCCGGCCCGAGCCCAGCGGGGCCAAGCGGCGAAGACCCCUUCACCACCUGCGUGUCCCACUCCAUGGAAGUCGUAAGAGAAGUUUCGUCAGUCGCCUUCUUAGGGCCAUCACAAAAGUCACGCCGCGACUGCCUUGGAUAGCACGAGCGAUGCCUCCGCGGCCGCGCCGCCAUCUUCCCGCAGCCCCCGCCUCCGUUUCAAAGACGCGCCAGGCCCCGCCCCAAGCUCAGUUCCUGAGUCCUCAUUGGACAACGUGUAUCGGGGUUUCUGCCGCGCACUCGUUGCCUGGACACACUGUUUGGCGCCCAGGUGUUGGCGAGGGGUGGAGGAGAAUGUGCGUCACUGGGAGGGGAAAUAAGCCUUUCUAUUGGUCAAUACCGGGAGACCCUGCCUAUGAGGCAGUUUUAACCAAUGGAAGUGCAUCAUUCGUAAUUUAAACUCUCUAUAAAAUUCGGUUUGGUUAACGCUUCGAGCCGCGCCAGAGUUUUCAACCGUGCUUUGGAGAGGGGGUUACUGAUCUUCUUCGUGGUCGCCUGGAUUGCAGUUCGCCAUGAUUGUGUCCUCCCUGGAGGAGCUGGACUCCUUCAAAUACAGUGACCUGCAGAACUUGGCCAAGAAUCUGGGCCUCCGGGCUAAUCUCAGGGCAGACAAAUUGUUAAGAGCCUUAAAAGCCCACCUUAAAAAUGAAUUAAAAGAAGAAAAAGAGAAUCAGGAUGAAGUUCAAACUUCUGCAUCCUCUUGUGAUGAGACAGAGGUACAAAUGAGCAGCCAGGAACAAGCUAAGAGGGAGCCAGUUUGCCAUGUGACCAAAAUGAGGAGAAGGCACAGGACAUUCCACAGGAGCCCUGACCCCCAGAAUCAUUCAGAGAUCAAAAUAUGUGAUCCUCCUGAAUUCCAGAGUAAAGAAACAUAUGAAAGCCAGGCUCUCCGAGCUGCUGUAGGCGUUCCUUCUCUAUCGAAUGAGAGUCAAGAAGAUGAGAAUGCAGUGCCCUCAGGAAAAAGUGGAAUAAAUGGUGCUGAAGUUUCAAAGGUACCUUCAGAAAAAAAGAAGUCUGUCUAUACAGAUGAGUUUCCCAAACCUGGAAAAAAUAAAAAAACUGCAAGCACUACUCCAAACUUUAAGAAGCUUCAUGAGGCUCAUUUUAAGGAAAUGGAGUCCAUUGAUCAAUAUAUUGAGAGAAAAAAGAAACAUUUUGAAGAACGCAAUUCAUUUAAUGAACUGAAGAAGCAGCUCAUCACUAAGAGUGUGCUGGCAACUCCAGUUCCUCUGCGAGGAAGACUGUCCGGCGCUGGUAACCCUGGCAGCCAUCGGCGCUCCCAAGGCUGGCCCCACACAGGUCGGAGUGCCUUAUGUGGGAAGGGGUCCACCAAGCGUCCCGCUCUCUCGGCAGCCAAAAUGAACGUCAGGUUUUCAGCUGCUACUCAAGAUAAUGAGCAUAAGCGUUCACUGACCAAGACUCCUGCCAGAAAGUCCCCCCAUGUGACUACAUCUAGGAGCACCCCAAAAGACCAGGCUGUGUUUGGGACACACAAGUUAAAGACCACCGCUGUUAUUACUCCGUUCAAGUUAACGGCUGAGGCCUCACAGACUCCGACUUCCCAGAGAAAACCAGUGUUUGAUCUCAAAGCAAGUUUGUCUCGUCCCCUCACCUACGAACCACACAAAGGAAAACUGAAACCAUGGGGCCAAUCUAAGGAAAAUAAUUCUCUGAGUCAGCAUGGAAACAGAGUUAGCUUCCACAAGAAAACUUAUAAACAACCUCAUCUCCAGACCAGGGAGGAGCAACGGAAGAAACAUGAGCAAGAACGAAAGGAGAAGAAAGAAAAGAUUUUGGAAGUUCGAAGGGGCCUCAUUACGGCUAAACAUUGAAAAUUCAACAUCCCGUAAAUAUUCCUUUAUUCCGAAUCCUUUUUUGUAAAUAUUUUUAUAUUAUCCUCUCACUUUAGUCAGAAGACCUUUUCCUACUCUUAACUUUUGUUCAUAUAUAUGUAGUGUUGGUGGCUUCUUCACAUGUUAUACCCCGAAAAAGAUGUUAUUACCUUUCAAACUCACAUAUUAUUUUGAAAUAGUUUUUAUAUAAGCCCUUUUGUAACUGACUCAGUUUUCUAAAGAGAAUCCUAUAGAUUUCUUGACCUAGAUUUUUAAUAUCAAGUUCCCUCUGCUGGCUCUAAUAUUAACAGAACUUUAAUCCUCUUCUAGGCAAAAGUCUUUACCUGAUAGUAGCUUAUUAUACCACAAGCUUCAGUAGAAAUUGAACACUAACAAGUUAUGAAUAGGGUAAGCUGUCAAAGGCCACCUCUUCAUCCUCUAGAGAAUCUAGAACUGUUCCUGAAACAGGACCAUAUGGUUUGGUAAGGUCAAUAUUUAUCUGUGUAACUUUGUUCAUAUUACUUCAUGUAACUGUCAUCUGUCAUCUAUAUACUCUUAAAAACUAUAGCUUAUUCUAGUCUUUCUUAUUUAAAAAUAUAGAAAGCCAUGUUGAAAUUAGAGGAUUGCUACUUUAAGGAUUACUAUGCUGUCAAACUUAGAUCUUACUCAGUUCCUAGAAAAGAUUACAGAGUUGUUUACCAUCAUAUCCAUGUUUGUUACACUUGAGUGGAGCUUCUGAGUUUUCUACUUUAUAAGAUUUUCAUAAAUAAAAUUUUUUCUUGUGCUUUGUAAACUA
Sus scrofa (pig) is the source of this 3821-nucleotide messenger RNA. RefSeq names its product nucleolar and spindle associated protein 1 (gene NUSAP1). The record is from RefSeq and is a predicted model, not a curated record. NCBI's taxonomy places the organism in Eukaryota, Metazoa, Chordata, Mammalia, Artiodactyla, Suidae. Gene Ontology annotation, molecular function: microtubule binding. Gene Ontology annotation, cellular component: nucleolus; microtubule; mitotic spindle. Gene Ontology annotation, biological process: establishment of mitotic spindle localization; mitotic cytokinesis; mitotic chromosome condensation.